AUGCUGCUCAUUCUAGUAGUAUUUGGAGUAAUCUCUUUGAGUCUCAACCUCUUCCAAAUUUUUCAGAUUGGUUUAUCCCAAGAUAGUGUCAAAAACUUAUUAUUUCCCUCUUUAUUCGCAAUAACUUGUAUUUUAUACAUGUUCCUAGCCAACUCAUCCGGACAGGACGUUAUUGAUCAUACUAAUUACGUAUUCGUUACUGCGUACAGCGUUCAAUGGUACUUGACUCCCUUAUACAUACAAAAAACGAUACUCUUUCUAUUGCAAAGAGGCGCCAAAAAGUUUACUUUGAAUCUCAAAGGACUUGUUGUCGGAUCAUUUGAAUGUUUUGCUAUGGUAAGACGUUUGUUGGAGCAGCUUCAAGAUGUAUGUAAUAAGUUAAAAGAUGAGAACGAAAUUGCUAUUAUAAAAAAGUGGGGGAGUAAGGCAAAAUACUAUACAACUACACUUAUAAGUAAGACAAUGGUAGUCAUAUCUUUUAUACAGGGUGCUCCGCAACAUUAUGACCACCGUUCAUGGGAAGGUAGAGGGGACCCAUGAACGGUAAUCAAAAUA
This is a messenger RNA of Vollenhovia emeryi, 555 nucleotides long. RefSeq lists its product as uncharacterized. Gene Ontology annotation, biological process: sensory perception of smell; detection of chemical stimulus involved in sensory perception of smell. Gene Ontology annotation, molecular function: olfactory receptor activity; odorant binding. NCBI's taxonomy places the organism in Eukaryota, Metazoa, Arthropoda, Insecta, Hymenoptera, Formicidae. The record is from RefSeq and is a predicted model, not a curated record. The coding region runs from base 1 to 540 and encodes 179 amino acids. The transcript has 4 exons. Gene Ontology annotation, cellular component: plasma membrane.